Molecule: messenger RNA, 5676 nt
Organism: Pimephales promelas (fathead minnow)
Lineage: Eukaryota; Metazoa; Chordata; Actinopteri; Cypriniformes; Leuciscidae
Gene: nfia
Product: nuclear factor I/A
Biological process (GO): regulation of transcription by RNA polymerase II
Cellular component (GO): nucleus
Molecular function (GO): DNA-binding transcription factor activity, RNA polymerase II-specific; RNA polymerase II cis-regulatory region sequence-specific DNA binding
Source: RefSeq, a predicted model, not a curated record
CGUCGCGCACACUUCGCAGAGUUGGAAAUGUGAAAGCAAGAAGCAAGGCUUUAUUUUCCCUCUCUCCCUUCUUCUCUGUCUCUCUUUUUUUCUCUUUUCAUACACACAUAUACAUACACUGCCCAUACAUUCACACAUACACACCCUCACCUUCACACACACACAUACACACACACUCACACACACACUCACACACACAUACACAACAUCGCCUAUUCAAGAGUUAAAACCGACAGAUAUGUAUUCUCCGCUAUGCCUAACACAGGAUGAAUUCCAUCCUUUCAUUGAAGCACUGCUGCCCCAUGUGAGAGCGUUUUCCUACACUUGGUUCAACUUGCAGGCCCGCAAGAGAAAAUACUUCAAGAAGCACGAGAAGCGCAUGUCUAAGGAAGAGGAGCGAGCCGUGAAGGACGAGCUGCUCAGCGAGAAGCCGGAGGUCAAGCAGAAGUGGGCAUCGCGGCUGCUGGCCAAACUCCGCAAGGACAUCCGGCCGGAGUUCCGCGAGGAUUUUGUGCUCACUGUCACUGGGAAGAAGCCCCCUUGCUGUGUGCUCUCAAACCCUGACCAGAAGGGCAAGAUGAGGAGAAUUGACUGCCUGCGUCAGGCGGACAAAGUGUGGCGCUUGGACCUGGUCAUGGUGAUUUUAUUCAAAGGUAUUCCGCUUGAAAGUACUGAUGGCGAAAGGCUGGUUAAGUCUCCGCAGUGCUCGAACCCAGGGUUGUGCGUGCAGCCGCAUCACAUAGGAGUUUCCGUAAAGGAGCUCGACCUGUACUUGGCCUACUUCGUGCAUGCAGAAACAGGGCAGUCUGAUAGUCCGAACCAGCCCAGUGAUGGCGACAUCAAGGACCAGCCAGAAAACGGGCACCUUGGCUUCCAGGACAGUUUCGUUACAUCAGGUGUCUUCACCGUCUCCGAGCUUGUGCGAGUCUCACAGACGCCCAUUGCAGCAGGGACAGGGCCCAACUUCUCGUUGGCAGACUUGGACAGCUCUUCCUACUACAGUAUGAGCCCUGGGGCCAUGAGGCGCCCCCUACCCAGCACUUCUUCUAGCAGUUCUGCAAAGCGUAUCAAAUGCAUGGAGGAUGAGGUGGACAGUCCAGGAGAAGAGUCCUACUACCCAGGUCAGGGACGCUCGCCUGGCAGCGGCAGCCAAGCCAGCAGCUGGCAUGAAGUGGAGCCAGCUGGAUAUAAACUGCGUGGCUCGCUAGCUAGUUCGUUCAUCUCAAGACAAGGAAUGCCAUCGCCUACCACAUUAAAGAAGUCAGAGAAGUCUGGUUUCAUCAGCCAUGUGCCUUCGCAGACCGCUUCCCCCCGAACGGCAUUCACACACCAUCAUCGACCUGUCAUUACAGGACCCAGAGCGAGUCCUCACGCCACGCCGUCAAGUCUUCAUUUCCCGACGUCGCCAAUCAUCCAGCAGCCCGGCUUCUCCCACUUCUCCCACCACGCCAUCCGCUACCACCCCCAGGAGACGCUCAAGGAGUUUGUCCAACUUGUCUGCCCUGACAGUGGUCAGCAAGCUGGACAGGUGGGCUUCCUUAAUCCCAACGGGAGCAGUCAAGGGAAGGUGCACAACCCGUUCCUGCCCACCCCAAUGCUGCCGCCUCCUCCGCCUCCCCCGAUGGCACGACCCGUGCCCCUGCCUGUGUCAGACUCCAAACCUCCCUCGACCUCCACUGAGGGAGGGGGCAACUCCCCCACCUCGCCAACCUACUCCACACCGAGCACGUCUCCCGCUCAGCGCUUUGUCAGCGUGGGCCCCAGAGACCCCAGCUUUGUAAAUAUCCCUCAGCAGCCUCAGUGGUACCUGGGCUAAAGACUCCCGACACGGACCGGCCGCUCCCGAGGUCACACGACCACCCCCUCUGUCUCCCCUGAGUACGACCCGCAAACAUGUACACCAGUCUGAACAGAGAGAAGCCACUUGCUGCCCCAGUACUGGACAGACCCACAGCAUGGCUCCAGCAGAACCCCGCCAAGCCCUGGAACAAGAGGAACCGACUCAACGCGCUUACACCCACUUACUAUAUAUCUAUAUAGUCCAUAUGUAUUCUUCCAUAUGUAUGGUUUACAUGCCUAUAUUCAUAUAUAGUAUCUGUCCAGCUCUUCUGAGGGUGGAGCUCGAAAAAAAAAACAAAACAAAAAACAAGAGCUUUGUUUUCUCGGAAACGUGCACGUUUUUUUUUUUUUUUAUGUUUCUUUGUUUUGUUAUGUAUUUUUUGGUUUACCCUCACAGAUAGACGAGGAAAACGUAACGUGACACAAUCAAAGAGCUUCCCGCAUCUGUGCCUGUGGUCUUAAAGAGAAGUCUGAGGCGUUUCGAAUCAAACACAGUCUGCGGCCAAGGGUCACGAACCCACAACCACCUGGAGGUCGGAGCUCUGCCUUUCUAUCACUCGUGUUUUGACGGAUCAAUCCGGUUUCGUAUCGUGAACGUUGGAGGUUUCGCCUGGGUCAGAUAUACCACCAGCUAAUAUCUCCAUUGCGUCUUCUGACCAGGACCAUUUCCUCCCCCUUCCACCAUCACCACCACCAUCAACACCAUGUCAGAUCAAGAACCCUUUCAAGGACUCAACCGAACCCCUCGCUCCCAUUUUUUCUGUUGUUUUUUUUUUUUUUUUUUGGUCAUUUAGGGGCAGGCGAUGAAGAAGUCAUGAACAGUGAUGUUUGAUAUCAGGUCAUUUUACCGUAUACUAAUGGGAGAUCUCCCCACUUGGAGGCAUGUUCAUAUUUUGUGUUUUUCGUACAAAAAUCAUCGCGAUUCUUUCUACUAAACCCCAUCGGAAGGUCUGUCGCACACCAAGGGCCGAGUGAAGGUUUGAUCUUCCAUAAACUUCAAGAAAAGGUUAACAGUGAAUACUGAAUUGAGGAAAGUGCAAUUUUGUCGGGUAGAUGUUGGAUUGUUAAAUAUCUUUGUAAGAUAGAUCGUUGAAGCGAUUGUUGAAAAGUAUAUAUAUAUAAAUAUAUAUAUUUUUCUUCCUAGUCCGUUCACACCUCCAGGACUCUAAAAUAUCGGGGUACAAAAAAAAUAAAUAAAAACACGUAAAGAGGAAAAAUAGAACAAAUAGCCUUGUGAGAAAUAAGGGGAGCUGUAAUUGAUUUUUCUUUUGUUGUUGUUUUUUUUUAUGUUUGUUUGUUAGCAUUGUAGAACAAAUGUCCCUUUAAGAAAUAUCACUGUUUUUAGGAUUCCUGCUAGUUCGUUUUCAAAACGCUACAGCAAUUGUUUUAAUUUAACCAAGCACAUGUACGCAGUUUGCAAGGAAACACGUAAAAAGCAAGGGGCGAACUAACUUCCUCGGAAACACUUUCGAAAAAAUGUGAAGAUCAAAAAAAUGCAUCCAGCUUCCUUCGCAUGCAAUUUUGUUGUUUUUGAGUUUUUGUUUGUUUCCUGUACGAUAUAUAUAUAUAUAUAUAUAUAUAUAUAUAUAUAUACACACACACACACACACUUACAGUGUCAUCCACCGUCGAUCAAAGCUCAGUAAAGUUUUAAAAAAAACAAUAAUAAUAAUAAUCUGCAUGUUCUAGUGUUAGUGCUAAAUUUUUACGUAGAUUACGUAGAGUUAAAGUAGUGUGAAAAAUAUUGUAAUCCCAACAUCGGGCACUUGCCGAUCAACUAUUUGUUUGGUCCCUUUAAAAAGGGUAUUUUUACUGCUGUUCUCACAAUCAACCAGCUAAACAUCUCCUCUCUGACUCUUCUCAGCUUGUCGUCUCCCUUCCUCCUUUAUUCCCGUCAGAACAAUCAUUUUCAUGUCUCAAGAGCGACGUACGCACUUCAUUGUCUUGUCGAACUGCACGAACAAUUCCACAUCGAUGUGCCUUGAGCGAUGGUCUAGUUCUGAGUUAUUGCACAAGCUGUAAUGUGGAGACUAUUUUUUUUUUUCACAUUUUCACCCCACCAGUGAAAUUAGCGCUAAUAUCGGCGUUUGCUAAUGAUAAUACACAGUAUUAACUACAUUUCGCUACUAUCGGUCGUCCAAUGCUUCGAAAAUCCCAUCAUUUUCACUUCGAUCAGUCGAAAUCAAUCAUUCACCAACAGGUUUUGAUGUCAUCGAACCUUUUUUCUCAGAUUUAACACUAGCGUAUCGAUAUUGUUGCGAUUUCUAAACGACGACUACUUUUUCUUUUCAGUCUUCCUGUUUUUUUUUCUUUGUUGUUGUUUUGUUUUUUUCAUUCCCAGCAAUGAAUAAUGAGGAAAAGAAUAUGCAAUACUUGCUUGCACUCAUAUAGUCAUUUUAUAUUUUAUUUUUUUUCACCACCAAAGUGAGCACUUGACAGGUCAGUGUGCUUUUCAUACCCGUGACACGAGAAAACGCCAUUGAUCAGCCUCACUUUCCUUUUUUUUCGGUCAUAAUCGAGCCUUAAAGAGGAGGAAACUUCCUUUCCAUCACAAACACACAAGCGCGAACACGUCCAGGACAAAAAAAUAUGCCCAGUUGUUGUGUACAUUUCGAUGAAGUUCCAUGUUAUAUUAAUUGUUUACCUGUUUAUUUUCUAUUGCAUAUAUCAUUUAAGAAAAGAAAAUGAUGGGAAUGAGUUUCCCAGGCAUCUGAUGUGAUGGUUUAGUAGUUACACUUGUGUGAGUUGUUUUUUUUUUUUUGUUUGUUUGUUUCUUUUAGCGUGAAUUUCUUUUUUCUUUUUCUUUUUUUUGUCAUUGUUCUUGCCUACUUUUUAGAAAUGAGUUGGGCAUUACUUUCUUAAUCGUCUGCACUAAAUAUAAAAUAAUGACAAUUGUGAUAAUUGAGAAAAAAUACUUUUAAAAAAAGAAAAAAAAGAAGAAGCUUCCAGGGCUUAAAAGAGCGAAGGGAAACAUGAUUGCACGGAUUUUUUUUUUUUUUUUGUCACAAAAACCUUGUUUAGAGCAGCCUGGCAUCUAAUCAGCAAGAUUGGCUGUGUGUGUAAGAUAAUGACAAAAUUGCACCCUUUUUAAAGAAAGAAAAAAAAAGAGAAAAAGAAUUUCAAGCAAUAGUUUGGGCAGUCUGUUUUGUUCUCGUGUUGUGUGUGUAAUUUAGUUUUUUGGUACAACGUUGGAGAAGACGCGAGCAAACCGAAUCGAUUAGAUACGAGAGUUAGGGCGGACGCACCUGAGUAUGGGAGAUUUGAUGUUUGUAUAUUGUAUAGUUUUAUUAAUUACACUGAUUUUAAAGCUGCCCUAUUUUAUAAUGCAGGACUUUUGUAACAUUGAUUAAAUGAGGAAAAACUAGUGUUGUGAAUUUUCUGAUUGUUUGUAUUAAGGCCACAUAAAUAGAACUGGUUUUGUUUGUCUGGGGAACUGGAUUUAAGUUGAAAACUUCCUGUUUCCUAUUUUUUUUUUUUUUUUUUUGGCUUUCCUUUUUGUAUGUAUUUAAGGACUUAUUUCUUCUUUCGAUGGUAUAGAAGUACUCCUAUACUUGAAAAGUGUAGGAUGCCGAGGUGAAAACCCCAUUGUAAAUGGAUGUUACAAGUAUGCUGUAUGUUUUGAAGGUUAUUUGUUGCAUCAGUGUUGAUGAAGCUAAAUCUAGAUAAUUCUGAGGAUGUUGGUAAGAAGAGAGCGUUUUUAUGCAUUUUAAAAAUUAGUUUUAGGCAGAAGACAAUGACAUAGACAGCCAAAGGAUGCCCCUAUUAUAAAUGCAUCUAGGCAUCUUUUUGUGUUCACCAUUCCAUGCAGGAAAAUAAACCGCUUGAUAUGCAACAUGA